AUGGGGAUUGAAACUAAGGUGCCUUUUCCGGUUUUUACCACGACCGGUUUUCCACCCGAGUUAAUCGCCGCUUUGGAAGCGGCCUGGGGGCGAGAAAUUGUCGGCAACCGAGCCGCCUCGGGUACGAGCAUCAUCGACGAGUUAGCCGACCAAGAAAUCAACCACGGCAAAGUGAUUGUUUACACCUCGGCCGACUCGGUUUUACAAAUUUGCGGUCAUGAGGAAACGAUGGGUCUUAAAAAGCUCUACCAGAUGGCUGAGACAGCCCGCCAAAUUUGCUCUUCGCGUCCCGAGUGAAACGUAGGGCGCAUCAUUGCCAGGCCUUACACUGGUCGCCCCGGUCAAUACCUCCGGACCGCUAACCGCCACGACUACGCACUUAAGCCGCCUGGCCCCACUUUGCUGGACCGUCUUCAAAAAGCCGGCGUGAAAGUGAUCGGCGUAGGUAAAAUUAGCGAUAUUUUUGACGGAGAAGGUAUUAGUCAGUCUUUCCGAACUAGUUCUGAUGCCCACGGAAUGGACACAACCAUCGAGUUAGUUCAAAAAGCCCCUGCACGCAGUUUUGUUUUUGUCAACUUAGUUGAUUUUGAUUCUAAGUAUGGUCACCGGCGUAACCCGCUUGGAUACGCGGAGAAUCUCAACCUUUUUGACCAAAAACUUGGCCAACUGAUCGCUCAGCUCAGACAAGAUGAUUUGUUAAUUAUCACUUCUGACCACGGCACGGAUCCGUGUUUCCCUGGCAGCGAUCACACCAGCGAGUUUUUACCGCUGACAGUUUACGCCCACAACUUUGACCGCCAGCCCCAACUGUUAAAACCGCUGGUCAGUUUAGCUAGCGUUGGUAACUUAGUGGCCCGGAAUUUCCAAGUUGAGUUAAGUGCGAUUGGGGAAGACCGGGGCGACCAAAUUAUCUAG
This is a messenger RNA of Centruroides sculpturatus (bark scorpion), 915 nucleotides long. Its product is annotated as phosphopentomutase-like. Lineage: Eukaryota; Metazoa; Arthropoda; Arachnida; Scorpiones; Buthidae. Gene Ontology annotation, biological process: nucleotide metabolic process; metabolic compound salvage. The transcript has a single exon. Gene Ontology annotation, molecular function: phosphopentomutase activity; magnesium ion binding. The record is from RefSeq and is a predicted model, not a curated record. Gene Ontology annotation, cellular component: cytosol; cytoplasm.